Molecule: messenger RNA, 2359 nt
Organism: Rubroshorea leprosula
Lineage: Eukaryota; Viridiplantae; Streptophyta; Magnoliopsida; Malvales; Dipterocarpaceae
Source: the annotation of a GenBank genome assembly
CCUUUCUUUCUCUCUCUUCAUCUCUAAACUCAAACCAAAAUCCUACUCUCUCUGCUCUGUCCCCUCUUCUUCCUCAUCCAGACGACAACGGCUCAAUUGGUACGGGGGUUCUCUCAAUCUCACCAGAAGAAACAGCAGCAAGUUCAAGGAGAGCAAGGAGAGCAAAGAUAGACGCAAAAAAGCAGUAAUGGAUGAAACCAAGUCUUCUUCUUCUUUUGGGUUUAACAAAAGAAGAGCGGAGGGGGAAGACGAGAACGACAGGCCUAAUAAGAAUUUCCAGUUGAAAACGCGCACGCUUAAUCCUACCAAUACAAUUGCAUAUGUACGGAUGUUUUUCAUUUUUGCUUUAAUCCUCUGUUGUUUUUCUCGUGUUUGCUAAGCUUAUGGGUUUUGUUAGAAUUCGCUUGUUUUGAUUCUGAUAUAUUUUCAGAACCAUGGUGGUUUGCAAUGCCAGAACAAUGCUAGUUUGUUCAUUCGCUAUGGGGUUCAAUAUGUUCUUCUUUGUCAAGGACAUGUUUUAAUUGGAAAUCUUCUAGAAUUGGUACAUAAUUUAGAUUACAAAUAAUAGAUUUUCAUUAAUUCUGGCUGAUACUGGGGACUGAAUGGAUACGCGAGAUACCUCACCUUCAGUUUUGCUCUUCUUCGACAAGCAGAGAUUUAUUUUCAAUGCAGGAAAGGGAUUGCAAAGAUUUUGCACAGAGCAUAAGAUCAAAUUAUCUAAGGUGUGCAGUGCCAUGUGUUUUUGAGUUUUUAAUUUAGAACUUCCUAGUUUGUCUAAUGUGGAUAUUUCUUCAGAUAGAUUACAUAUUUCUCUCUCGUGUUUGUUCAUAGACAGCGGGUGGACCUCCAGGUUUUUAUUCUGAAUCUUGAUAUUUGACAUUUCUAUUAAUAUUAUUUCUAAGCAUUAGAGUCUAUGCUGCUAUUAAUUAGUACUUGAUAUGUGAAGAAGAUACCCUUGUUUCAUCAUUUUUCACUGUACAUAACAGGUUUAGUUCUGACUUUGGCAGGCAUGGGAGAAGAAGGGAUGUCUGUGAGUAUAAGCUGAAGCAUAAGUCUCUCUUUUUUUACUAUUUCUUAAAAGAUAUUAGCAAUAGGGUCACAUUAAGUAAAUUUCAUCCUGUGUUUUAUUGAAGGCUAAUAUUUGGGCUCCCUCAGAUCUUACAUAUUUAGUUCAUGCAAUGAAGUCUUUUAUCCCACAUGCUGCGAUGAUUCAUACUCAAAGCUUUGGUCCAACUUAUGCUGCUGCCCUGCCUGAUCCAAGUAAAUUUGCAGACCCACUUGUUCUUGUCAAUGAUGAGUUCGUUAAAAAAUCAGCUGUUUUCCUUUGUCCAAAUCACUCAGAAGAAGGGUUGCCAGUAAGGCCAGGAGAAAUGUCUGUCAUUUAUAUUUCUGAACUGCCAGAGCUUACGGGGAAAUUUGACCCAAAAAAGGCUGUUGCUCUUGGGCUGAAGCCUGGGCCGAAGUAGCGGCAGUUUUAAAGGGGAAUUCAGUCAAAUCAGACAACCUUGAUAUCAUGGUUCAUCCAAGUGACGUUAUGGAUCCUCCAAUUCCUGUUCCCAUUUUCUUCCUGGUCGACUGUCCCAUGGAAUCUCAUGUAGAGGAAUUGUUGUCCAUAGAAUCUCAGGGAAAAUUGUACUGAUUUGUCUGGAAGCGAAACAAAAAGUGCCCAGUCUGUGAAUUGUGUGUCAUUCAUCUAAGUCCUGUUUCUGUUGUAAACAGUCUCAAUUACCAGAAAUGGAUGAAGAAGUUUGGUUUGGCUCAACAUGUUGUUGCUGGACAUGAAAUGAAGAAUGUGGAGAUCCCAAUUCUAAAAGCCAGUGCAAGAAUUGCAGCCCCACUUAAUUAUAUGUGUCCACAAUUCUUUCCAGCUCCAGGUUUCUGGUCGCUUAACAAGCUCAAUUACUCAAUACCAGAUGCUAAUGCUGCUAGCAAGGUUCAUUCCGACUUCAUUGAAAGAUAUGUGCAGAUCAUUCGUAAUUAAUGAGGUUUGUCGAUGUUCAGCUUAAGCCACUUCUUUUUUAUCAUUUGUGUCCUUUUCUUUACUGAUUGUGGUUCUAUCAUUCCAAUAUCAAUAAAUAAAACAACCUUGGUCAACUUUAGGUGACGCCAGUCUUUGAAUUAGAAGAAAUUUGCGAGCUUUUGCGAUCUUCGCAUAUUACUAUUGUGACAGAGGUCUUAGAGUUUAUUUUGAAACUGCCUGAGUAUAAAAGCCUCGUCGUCAGGUAGAAGAUAUUCCAUUCAAGUUGCUUCAUAUCUCUAUCAUUUUUGAUUUUGGGAAAUUUUAAAGGAGUUUGGUUGUUGAUUUCCUGUUCACAUUGACUAUGAAUGCUGUGGUUGAAAUUAAAAAUUUAAUAACCAA